Saprolegnia diclina VS20 is the source of this 1755-nucleotide messenger RNA. RefSeq lists its product as hypothetical. The coding region runs from base 1 to 1707 and encodes 568 amino acids. The record is from RefSeq and is a predicted model, not a curated record. Lineage: Eukaryota; Oomycota; Saprolegniomycetes; Saprolegniales; Saprolegniaceae. The transcript has a single exon.
AUGGACAGCGCGGUUCAGUACACAUCAUAUCUCGGCCACGCCGCGCUCGAUGCACUGAGCCCCCUCGCCGUCUCACUGCCCAUCAGUGAGUAUGUCACCGAAGCCACCGUCACGACCAUGUACACCAAGCUCAUUGCGAUCGGCUGGAUCCUUGUUUCCAAGCUCGCGGUGGCCAUUACCUUGCAGUGCUACAUCAAGUACCUUGGCCGCACCGACGACACCAAGGCGCACCGGACCGCGCUUGUCGUGGCGCUGCACGGCAGCAGCAGCGAGCAACUACUCACGCUUUACGAGGGUCGACGGCAACUGCCAGGUGCCAUCGUCGCAGCCGUGGCCAUGGGUCUCCUGUCACAACUCGCUGACCUCGCCGUGCCGCUCUUGGUGAGCUCGGUCGUCGUCGCAAGCGAGAUGAAGAGCGACGGCUCCGACUCCUUUGUGCGCGACCACAUGCUCUCUUACGACCCCGAGUUGGGCGUCGAUUUCAACCUCUCAAUGACUUUGCACAAAUCGAUCCAGAGCAGCAACAUGGUGUCGUCCAUCUCGAGCUCCAUGGUCGAGUUAGCGGCGGCCGGUGUCUUUGCCGUCGCCAACAGGAACCGAACGUGGACACCGCGCCAUGGCAACCGCACACUGACCGUCGCGCCAUCGCUCGUCCUUCAAAGCGAUGCUUUCACUGGCAUUUACGUGCACCCGGGCGUCCAAAGGGUCAUCGACGGCACGGUCGCCAAUGGGUCGAGUCGGCAAGCACUCGAGUUUCUGACGCCGGCGCUUCUCGUCUCGCACCGGUGUGGCCUUGUCCACUUAGAAGAUGCGGCAACGCCGGCACGACUGAACAAAACCGAUCCGUCGAGCUACCCGUCGUGGUUUGCAGCAGCCAUGGGCGAGCCGUGGCCACCGCAGAUGCUCUACAACAGCUCGGGCACGGCCAACGCAAGUCUGAUCUAUCUCAGCGGCAUCACGACACCCGACAACAUUGGUCUUGACGUCUCGACAUCGGUGCCGAAUGCAGCCAACGAGCUGCUCUUUGGGGCGAUUCGAACUGUGAACGCAACGUACGCGCUGCCAACGACACCGGUCGCUGCCCUCCUCGGGUACGACUGCCCGGGCACCGUAGUCACGGGGUUUCUUCGCAUCCAUAUCAACGCAACCGACGUCCAUGUUUUGUCGAUCGAAAACCAAACGGCAAUCUCCAACCUCGGAAGCGCGCCAAAAUCUGCUGCCACCAAAGAUUCGGACAAGUAUGAACUGACGUACAAUGACGUCGUCACGUCGGGGGGCAUGGUCCUCGGUGCGCCUGUCUACUGCGGGUGGUUCCUCCUACAAUUGCAGUGUGGCAACUGCACGCCAGGUAUCGAGAGCCUCGCACAAUUGCUCGGCCUCGCCGUGACGCUGGAAGGGACCAUGCAAGGCGCGCACUGGAUAUCGGUGGGCGGGACUCAGUCGGCGCUGGCGGCCGUGUCGCCCGUGUACUACGCUGGACGAGACGUGUACGUGCUGCGGGUUGUUGCCAACUCGGCGCUCCUCGUCGCCGUUGGUAGUCUUGUGGUGCUUUUGACGGCGAUGUACGUUCUCGGCGUUGUCCAAGGGCGACGCACCGAAGGUCUCGAGGAUCUCACGGAGCUCCGGUCGUUUCGAAAGUGGGAUGGAGCGGGCGCUACGGUGCUCGGCCACGACGCGUACCUCACGAUUGCACCCCACCACGCAUAGAGCUUCUAACGACGACGACGACGGAUCGUAAUGCUAUUUACUCGCAGA